Messenger RNA from Funneliformis mosseae, 1575 nucleotides. The record is from the annotation of a GenBank genome assembly. NCBI's taxonomy places the organism in Eukaryota, Fungi, Glomeromycota, Glomeromycetes, Glomerales, Glomeraceae.
AUGGCAACACUUGAAGAACAAUUAAAAUUGGCAAGAGAAAUUUUUGAACGAGCAAAUAGUAAGUUGAAUAGGUUGUACGAUUUGAAGAAGGAGCUGAGAGAGUUGAGUAGAAAAAUAAGAAAUGAAAAAAAUGAAGUAAAGAAAAAAAAUUUGAAGUUGGAUGAAAAAGAUUUAGAGGCGGAAAGAGACGACUUGGAGAAAGAAAAGGCAAAUUUGGAGGCGGCAAUGGAGAAAUGGGGCGAUCAUGUUAUAUUUUUGGAAAAAGAUUUAGCUGAAGAAAGAGAAGGUCGAGAUGAUGCAUUAUGUCAAACAUAUGAUUACAUUUAUGACCGGUAUUGUAAUCUUAGUAGCGCAAAAAGUCUUGCUGAUAAACAAUCACAUCCUCUUUUCGCAUUUCAAUCAGCUCCAGGAGGGGGAAAAUCAUUCUUUUUUGACGAGUUAGCUAGUUUGAAAGGUGAAGAUAUUAAUAUGAUUAGUCAUUAUUUAGAAAAUAAAUAUCCUCAUCAGGAUAUAAUAGUCAAAGAAGUUAUAAAUAUGAUUCGUAAUUCAAUCAGCAUUUGUAUUACAUAUAACGGAAGUUCAUCUGAUGGUAAUAUGGAUGGCAUUCAAAAAGGAUUAAUCAUGCGAAUUUUAUGGAGCUACUUUUUCGAUGAGAAUAAGUUAACCUAUGGUGCUUUUUGCAAGAAAUUUAGAGAAUAUUUUGAUUCAUUGGACACUUAUACGGCAAUUGAUAGUAUCAUUUAUCAUUCGGGUAAAUCAGUACUUUUAUGUAUUGAUGAGACUAUGAGAGUUUUACAAAAUGGCCAUGAGGAUCUCAUAAAUCUUAAAAAAUUACUAGACGAACUCUACAUUCCUUACCGGGACUUUUCAAAAUCAGUCAACAAAUUCUAUUUUGUCGUGUCUACUCUUGAUACACUAAAUGUAUGGAAUACCCAAACAGACUCACAAAGACCGGUUCAUUGGAUAUCACUAAGAAGGCUUGUUCUCUCAGAAUCAGCAAAUUUAUUUUGUACACUAACAAAAGGUUUAGAUGAAAAAAGACUUUUUGUUAUUAACAAAUGUAUCGCUGAUUGUAACGGACAUCCAAGAACCCUAGAGUACUUUUAUAAAGUUUUGAAAGCCGAUGAUACAGCUUUGAAUAUUGAUGUUUACAGUUCUCUUAUUGAACGUUUGGCAGGUUAUCUUGACCAAUUAUUAGGUAGAAUUUCCCUUCCUAUAGUUAAGAUAGCACUAUUAGGAAAUGAAGUAUCCUUAACAAAUGAAAUAGAGACUAUUACAGGCAAAUCAACUUUAAGAGGUCUUAUUUCUUCCGGAAUAUAUAUAAAUUCACUUACCAAAAAUGUAGAAAUUUUCAAGGUUAUCCCAACUUUGUCUCCAAUUGCUCUUCAAUAUUUUUGCAUAUCCAACAAAGACAACACAAGUGAAGAUGCAGGGAUUGUUGCUAACAUAUUACGACGCUUAUUGACUACAGAAUCUUCUUUUGAUAAUGAAGUAUUGGAUGGCAAACCAUUUGAAAUGUUUCAUACUAAUUGGGAGUUGCUUUAUCGUGCACUUCAAAAAAUGGAAAGGUUAUAA